This is a messenger RNA of Peromyscus leucopus (white-footed mouse), 1766 nucleotides long. RefSeq names its product solute carrier family 25 member 16 (gene Slc25a16). Gene Ontology annotation, biological process: transmembrane transport. The record is from RefSeq and is a predicted model, not a curated record. The transcript is spliced from 9 exons. Bases 100 to 1098 code for a protein of 332 amino acids. NCBI's taxonomy places the organism in Eukaryota, Metazoa, Chordata, Mammalia, Rodentia, Cricetidae. Gene Ontology annotation, cellular component: mitochondrial inner membrane.
ACCCGGCGGCCCGGCUGCUGUCAGAGCCGGCUCAGGCCAUGGCGUUGCCCAGUGGUUUGUAAGUUGGCAGCGGUGGCUCGGGACGUGGCGCAGGUCCCGAUGGCGGCGGCGGCGGGGGCGGCCCUGCCGGCGGCCGACCCUGCUGCACCCGCGGUGCCGCAGGCGGCGGGGAGCGGAGGCCAGACCUCGCGCCGAGACUUCUACUGGCUGCGUUCCUUCUUGGCCGGGGGUAUUGCUGGGUGCUGUGCCAAAACCACAGUUGCGCCUUUGGAUCGAGUGAAGGUUUUAUUACAAGCUCACAACCACCAUUACAAACAUUUAGGGGUACUGUCUACACUGCGUGCUGUUCCCCAGAAGGAAGGCUACCUUGGCUUGUAUAAAGGAAAUGGCGCCAUGAUGAUUCGAAUCUUUCCCUACGGUGCGAUCCAGUUCAUGGCGUUUGAGCAUUAUAAAACGUUCAUUACUACAAAGCUGGGAGUUUCUGGUCAUGUGCACAGAUUAAUGGCUGGAUCCAUGGCAGGCAUGACAGCGGUUAUCUGCACUUACCCUCUCGAUGUGGUUAGGGUGCGCCUCGCCUUCCAGGUGAAAGGCGAGCACACCUAUUCAGGGAUCAUUCAUGCAUUUAAGACGAUUUAUGCUAAGGAAGGCGGUUUCCUUGGAUUCUACAGAGGUCUGAUGCCUACUAUAUUAGGAAUGGCCCCGUAUGCAGGUGUUUCCUUUUUUACCUUCGGCACCUUGAAGAGCGUUGGGCUUUCCUACGCGCCCACCCUGCUUGGUCGCCCCUCAUCUGACAAUCCCAAUGUCCUAGUUCUGAGGACUCAUGUGAACUUACUGUGUGGUGGUGUUGCUGGAGCAAUAGCCCAGACGAUAUCCUACCCAUUUGAUGUGACCCGCCGGAGAAUGCAGUUGGGGACAGUCCUGCCAGAGUCUGAAAAGUGCCUUACGAUGCGGGAGACCAUGAAGUAUGUCUAUGGACACCAUGGGAUUCGGAAAGGACUGUACCGUGGCUUGUCUCUGAACUACAUCCGCUGUAUUCCCUCGCAAGCCGUGGCUUUCACAACCUAUGAACUUAUGAAGCAAUUUUUUCACCUUAACUAAAAGAAAAAAUUACCAGUUGUGAUGGUUUUCCUCAGUAAAUUCUCAGAGGGAAAUAUAUAUAUAUGAAUGUUACCUUAAUUGUGAGGGAGACAUUACUUGAAGGGGACGUUUGCCCUGUCACAGGAACCACUGGGGCUCUAAUACUUGAUUUCUGUUGGAUUUUAAAUCAUAGAUCGAAAGUGCUUAGCAUAAUGUUUUGUUUUCUUUUUGAUGGGAUCUAGAUAUGUAACCCUGGCUGGCUUGGAACUCCCUGUGGAGACCAGACUGGCCUAGACUCCUGGCAAUCCUCCUGCCUCUGCCUCCCAAGUACUGAGAUCUCCGGCAUGUGCCACCAUGCCUGCUCUGACGUGCUUUUUAAUGGCAAACAUUAUACCUUAGAACCCUGCAAAACCAUCUUGCGCUGAUGGUGGUAACUGCUGGUUAUUUUAAAGUACUAUUGGAAGGAGAGGUGGGUUCGUAUUGGAGUUUAAGAGAUUCUCAUUGGCUUCACCACACUAUUCCAAACUUCAUUGUAAUUGUAGUCAUGAAGGCGGGGAGGGACAGGAAUCAAAUCCAGGGCCUUUGCAUGCCUGGCACAGGUUGUCCCCACUGUGCCACAUCCCCAGCCUGUAAUUAUGAUUGUCUUUUUUUCCCUCAGUGCUGAGGGAGUUGAGCCCAGGGCCUUGCAU